GCAGAGUCGCUAGCUCCCUGUCCUCAGUGUUGUGUUUUUGGAGUUUGACCACAUAGGACUGCUGGACAGGAAGGUUUUCCAAAAGCGAAAGGGAACAAUGAACUGGAACACCGAAUAGCGAAGAAACUGAGAUAUUUCUCGAAGUUUUUUUGGCCAUCUUGUGGAUUAAACACGUUAUUCUGGCCGCAGAGCCAUGGACCCAUUUUCACCCAGCACCCCAACCAACUCACAGCCCAGCCCCUCACCUCCUACCACCCUGAGGCCAGGCUCCUCAUUGUCCAGUUCAUCUACUGCCACAGCCGGUCUAUCGUCAGACAGGCCUAGAUCUAAAAUCACCUUGCCAACACCUCCAACUACCCCCUCCUCUUCUGCCUCCAGUGCCUCUCCACGGAUUCCUCCUAGGCUUUUGUCCCGUUCUUCAUCCCUUUCAAUGCCAUCUUCCUCACCUGUCCACCAGCCCAUCAGGAGCUCCUCCCUAGUGGGUAGAUCUCAACUGAAUGCAGCCUCUACAGCGAGUCCCCCAGCAGCUUCACAUGCUCCUCCCUCGCCUGAACCAGAGGAGCCAGAAGAGGAGAUCAGUUUUGAGGAUCUGGAGGACAGAGCAAAGUCAGGAGAUGCCAAAGCACAGACGAAGAUGGGGCGUUACUUCCUGGCUCUGGCUGAAGAAAGGGAUGAGGAGCUGAACAACUGUACAGCAGUCUCUUGGCUGGUCCAGGCUGCUAAACAGGGCCGCAAGGACGCUGUGAGGCUGCUGCAGCAGUGCUUGGCCUUGAGAAAAGGCAUCUCUUUGGAGAACUAUGAGGAAGUGAAGAAGUUGUCCACAGAGACACGCUUUGAAAGAGGAGUUCGAAAAGCUGCCCUGCUCAUGUACUGGAAAUUGAACCCAGAGAGGAAGAAGUCAGUCAGUGUUUCUGAGAUGCUUGAGAAUGUUGAACAUGUCCACUCAGAGCCUGGCCAACCUGUCUUCCCUGGCCCGCUUAACAGGUCUGCCAAGAAACAGAGGAGAGUCCUGGAGUCUAUGGUCACCAACGAGUCCACUUCCCAUGUGGGUCUGGACGACUUUGUUGAGAUGACCAAGAAGUACGCUCAGGGUAUUGCACCAUCACCGGUUAUGGCUGCAGCAGGAGAUGAUGAUGAUGAUGAUGACGAUGACACUGCAGCUGUGAAGAACCCAGAUGAGCUGCCCCUGCAUCAAAAGCUGCUUAAGUUCCCCCUGUACGCACUGUUGGAGAUUAAGGAGCACCUCAUCGACUGGGCGUCACGGGCAGGCAUGCAGUGGCUCAGUGCAUUGAUCCCUACACACCAUGUCAACGCUCUCAUCUUCUUUUUCAUCAUCUCCAACCUCACCAUUGAGUUCUUUAUCUUCCUCAUCCCCCUGCUGGUUUUCUACCUCUCAUUUUUCUCCAUGGUCAUCUGUACGUUGCGUGUAUUCCAGAAUUCUAAAGCGUGGGAGAAUUUUCGGGCUCUGACCGACCUGCUGGCUCACUUUGAACCUGGUCUCGAUCUGGAACAGGCUGAAACCAACUUUGGAUGGACACACUUAGAGCCCUAUCUGUACUUCCUACUCUCUGUGGUCUUUGUGGUUUUCUCCUUCCCUGUUGCUGAUAAAUCCUGGAUCCCCUGCUCGGAGCUUGCUGCCGUUGCUCUUUUCUUCACUGUCACAGCCUUCCUCAGCCUCCACGCCUCAGCUCAGCUCUUUGCUCGUAAAGCUCUGGUCACAGAGGUCCUCUCUGGAGCCUGCUCCCUAACUCACCUCCUACCAGACUCCCUCUGGUUCCUCAGGGUUUUUGGGAUGACGUUUAUUUCUGUGCCUCUGGGAGACAUUGUGGUGUUAAACCUGGGCAUGCCCUGGGUCCUGUACGGUCACCUUGUCUAUCUCCUCUUUCGCAUGGCCCAGAUGAAAGGCUUCAAAGGCACCUACCUUUGCCUGGUGCCUUACCUGGUUUGUUUCACCUGGUGUGAACUCUGUUUGGUCUUCCUCAAUAACGCCUCUGCAAUAGGACUCAUCCGCACCUGUGUGGGCUACUUCCUCUUCCUGUUUGCUCUUCCUAUACUCUCAUUGGGCCUUGCUACGAUGCUCAUCAUCCAGUUAAUGCAGUGGUUUGUCACCCUUGAGGUGACCAAGAUGAUUGUCACAUUGACUGUUUGUUUUGUGCCAGUAGUGCUGAGGCUUUGGACGCGCUUCAGCCUCAACCCCAUUGUGGUUUUCCGCUCUUUGUCACGAAGUAGCAUUGUCAAGCUCAUCCUGGUGUGGCUCAGUGCAGUGGUGCUCUUCUGUUGGAUGUACGUCUACAGAUCAGAGGGCAUGAAGGUUUAUAACUCUACUCUGACAUGGCCUGAGUACAGCAACCUCUGCGGUCCUCUGGCAUGGAAAGAGUCCAACAUGGCGCAAACUCAGAUCCUUUGCUCCCAUCUCGAGGGACACCGAGUCACCUGGACUGGGCGCUUUAAAUACGUCCGUGUGACAGAUAUUGAAAACGGACCACAUUCGGUCAUCAAUCUCCUCCCUGUGUUUGUGGGGAAUUGGAUGCGCUGUCUGUAUGGUGAGCCUUAUCCUUUGUGUGAAGCAAAAAACAUCACAGCGGACCCUCAGCCACUUCCUGCUCCUGCACCUCCUACAGAAAACCCCCUUUGUAAACUUAAGAAACUCGCCAAACAUGAAUGCCACAUCAAACGCUUUGAUCGAUACAAAUUUGAAGUCACAAUGGGCAUGCCGCUGGAGAGAAAAACCAAGGAUGGGACACUUAUAGAGGAUGAAGACGCCACUAAGGAUAUAGUUCUACGAGCCAGUAAUGAGUUCAAGUUGGUGCUUUUACACUUGAAUACAGGAAGCCUAGUGGAGUUCAGCACUAUUCUGGAGGGCCGUUUAGGCUCUAAAUGGCCUGUAUUUGAACUGAAAGCUAUCCAUUGCUUGUCAUGUGGCAACGUCCGUUUGUCCAGCCGCAGGCAGUACAAGAUCGAACAUGACUGGAGGCGCACAGCUCAGAAUGCCCUGCAGUUUGGGUUUGACUUCUUCUUCAACCCUUUCCUUACAGCUCAGCUAGAACCACACCCCUUAGAAACAGAAACAGAAAUUGUGGCAGAGGAACAAGGAUAGAGUCAAAGGUUUGACUGUGUUCUUCACCCUUGGGAGAAAUAAGUUGUGUGAUGAUGACAUUAAUAUCUUAAGAUGAUAGAUACUUUCAUUUCAUUUGUUAGGUCUCAAAACACUACAUCUGUUGAAUCCAUUUACUGACAUCAUUAUUGUGACACUGUAUCUUGUGGCCAAACUCUUUAAUACAGACACUGAACAUUUCAUUGUCUUCACAGAAUACAUUACAGUCUAGGUCGUUUCAUUUCAUCAUGUGUGUAACAGUGUUGACGGCCUGGAUAAGAUCAAGGGUUUCUCAGCUUUUGACCUAUAAAUGAAUAUUAUCAACAACCGUUUCUGUGUCACGCUGAAGUAGUUGCUAUUAGACACUAGUUUCAAGUGCCUUUUUAAGACACUGGUUAAAAAAAAAUAUGUGGCACAGACCAAACUGAAUAAUGUCACUAAUUUUUAUUCCUUCAAAUGCACAUGGUUGCAUUGGAUUUCAUAUUUAUUACAGAGCAGUUAACCAGGUUUAUCUCUGCCCUGUGUUUUUUAAUGUGUCUUACUGUUCCUCCUGUCCUCUCUUUCUUCACCUUGUUUCCUUUCCUGCUGUGCAGGGAUUAAAUAUACGGAUAUUA
Messenger RNA from Sphaeramia orbicularis (orbiculate cardinalfish), 3708 nucleotides. It is a transcript of the gene wfs1b, whose product is annotated as Wolfram syndrome 1b (wolframin). Gene Ontology annotation, cellular component: endoplasmic reticulum; endoplasmic reticulum membrane. Gene Ontology annotation, biological process: endoplasmic reticulum unfolded protein response; calcium ion homeostasis. The coding region runs from base 194 to 3097 and encodes 967 amino acids. NCBI's taxonomy places the organism in Eukaryota, Metazoa, Chordata, Actinopteri, Kurtiformes, Apogonidae. Gene Ontology annotation, molecular function: protein binding. The transcript is spliced from 10 exons. The record is from RefSeq and is a predicted model, not a curated record.